AAACUCAAGCCCGGCUGAAAAACGUGACUUUCACCAUGAAUUUCAAGAUGUGGGGCGGAAAAAAAAAAAUCGCGCUCCCCAGGAAAAACGUGGCAAGGGAAAGGUUUUGCCAACUCUAUCCUCAUUCUUUAUUAUUAUGGGUAAUUCCACCAGUAAGAACACAGAUUACUCAAACCUUUCGUCAUCUCGCGUAGAGGACACCGUUCUGUGCGAAUAUGUUGAUCUUGCAGCCCAAUCCAUGGGUUCCACCAUUGUACGCGCUUCCGACGAAUUCUUUGGCGCUGCUGCCAACAUUUUAAAGCCUGAUGCCGUUAAACAUAACGAUGAUGACGAUACAGUGGCAGAUGGUGAAUUGGACGGAUGGCAGACAAAGCGUCAUAGCAACAGAGAUUGGGCCAUUAUCAGACUAGGUUGUGAAGGAACAAUUACUGGUUUUGAUAUUGAUACUACCAACUUCAGAGACAGCUCCCCUGUACAAGUUAAGGUAGAAGCUGCUGUAGCAUCCGAAGACCUUAAGGACGAUGACUUUGAUAAUUGGAAGUGGACCACCUUACUCCCCGACGUGGCAGUUAAGCCGGACACCCACAAUUUGUUCUUGAUUCGUGACACCGACGAACUAUACAGCCAUCUUCGUGUCACAAUUAUUCCUGAUGGUGGAAUUGCUCGUCUUCGCUGCUUUGGCAGCGUCAUCACUAAGGCUGCAGAAUCCAGCUCAGAACCCCUUGAUUUGGCAUUUAUUGGUAAUGGAGGUCACGUUGUUGCCUGCAGCGAUGCCCGUUACGGCAAGCGUCCAAAUAUUUUAAUGUCUGGUAUUGGCAACGGACCGUCUGAUGGAUGGGUCACUCAAAGAUCUCGCCUGAAGAACAGAAACGACUGGAUUGUAGUUCAAUUGGGUACAUCUGCCGUUUUGAAGGAGGCUGUUGUGGACACCACCUUUUUCAAGGGUAAUGCUCCUGAAGCUAUUGCCAUUGAUGGAUGUUACAGCAUGGAGAGCGAUCCCGAUCUUGAUGUCGGCGUUGAAUGGGUCCAACUUGUUGCCAAGCAAAGAAUCAACCCUAAUGAGAGACAGGCCUAUGCUAUUCCCAGCAACGAAAUCUUCACUCAUGUCAAGUUGACCGUCUUCCCUGAUGGUGGUGUUCAGCGUCUUCGCAUUAUCGGUACCCCUAAGAAGCUUCCCAACCCUACGGUGACCACUGAGAUUAUUCAGACCACCGAAGUCAUUGUCACUGAAGAUCUUGAAAAGCCUGAUGUCAAGGAAACCGCCAUUGUUGAAAAGGUGGAAACAAUCACAACCGUCGAGCGAGAUAUAUCUCCAAAGAAGAAGGUAUCUUCCAGCAUUAACAAGAAGUCUGCUACGACUGCAAAGUCGGUGUCCAAGAAGGGCAACAAACGUGAACUUGUGGUGGAGGCUGCUGAAGAGGAAGUUGUUAGCGUGACCAACAAGCGUCGUGGACCCUCCGCUGCCAGUGCCCGCAAAGCCCCCGCUGACACUACUGAAGAACCCAUGCUUGCUAAUGGAGAAACUGCAACUACCCCUCCUAACAAGCGUGUUAAGCGAAACUUAUGACUCUCUGCUAGCCCUCAGCGUGUUAAGUGCGUGCAAUGCGUACUCUCGGACAAAGGAAUUUGUUCUGAA
This is a messenger RNA of Umbelopsis ramanniana AG, 1636 nucleotides long. RefSeq lists its product as uncharacterized. The transcript is spliced from 10 exons. Gene Ontology annotation, biological process: allantoin catabolic process. Lineage: Eukaryota; Fungi; Mucoromycota; Umbelopsidomycetes; Umbelopsidales; Umbelopsidaceae. Gene Ontology annotation, molecular function: allantoicase activity. The coding region runs from base 137 to 1567 and encodes 476 amino acids. The record is from RefSeq and is a predicted model, not a curated record.